Molecule: messenger RNA, 2319 nt
Organism: Plenodomus lingam JN3
Lineage: Eukaryota; Fungi; Ascomycota; Dothideomycetes; Pleosporales; Leptosphaeriaceae
Source: RefSeq, a predicted model, not a curated record
AUGGCCGCCCAUCUGCACUCUUCACUUGACAGCGGGCAAUUACCUGGAGCCGCUGCCGCAGUCCACCAUCCGCCACACGCCAUACGCCAUCCGCCAUCCGCCAUCCGCUUCACCCACCGCCAGCCCGCCACGCUCGCACGCCCAACGACCGCCAUCGCCAUGCCCGCCGCCAUGCAGGCCCGUCGCCCGAUGCCUCGCAUUGUGCCUGCCAUCCCGCAUCGCCUGUCGCGCGCGCCGCCUGCUACAAGGCCCCUCACGCCCGAGGAGUCUAACAAGGGCGCUGUUGCUCAGCAAGAACCGCAGGCAGAGCCACCGACGGCCGAGGAAGAAGAGCAGCCGAACGCGCCUUCCGAGGACCAUCGAGCGCCUGCUCACGAUGCGCCAUGGACGCCAGACUCCAAGGCAUCGGGAACUGGCAAGCAGGCCCAGCCAAAGGCCCUCGCCCUGGCUUCUUCUCCGCCGGCCUCUCCCCCUGUUGGUGUGGUGGACGAAGUCGAGGCCGAGCACGCCCCAGGUAUGUUCUCGUACCACAAGUUACGCCACGAUGCUGGCCGAAUCACUGUGCGCAAGCUCAUACGCCAAACUGAAGAGACCCAAGUCAAUGGCCAAGUCAAGACCAAUGGACACACCGAUGACUCUCCAGUCGCGCCCAUGGACAACUCCCAGCCGCUCAGUGACCAGACUCGACGCAGAUUAGCGGUGCCCGCCCAGCUCCCACCGCCUUUCUACCCUUCCAACAGGUCGGGCACACACACUCCGCCUGAUAGCCGGGAGGCACAAAUGCAGUUCCACCAGCAUCAGCUCAGCGCCGGAGCUGUUGAGUUCCGCAGCGCCAACGACUCGCCCAUUAUGCCAGCAUCUCCCAAGGGCCUGAAGCAGCCGAUGGAUCUACAGCACGCUGCAUUUCCCCCACUAGCCCCCAGGUUUACUCCUCAGCCAUAUGCGCCUUUCUUCCCCGGACACUCUCACCAUCCUUCCGAGGUUGGUGCGCCUUGGCUUCCGGCCCCCGCAGCGCCGCCGCGCCCUGUUUUCGAAAGCGGUGUAGAGUAUGCGAGCCCUUACAACGGCCAAUUCCCAGAAGACACUGCGUUCCGCAUCAACGGAGUUGCCGCCUCGCAUCCUCAGUCACCCGGCAAAACUCACUUCAACGAUGUGAAGCCUGGGUCCGACCAUGGAGAGGAUCCUCAUGCACUUGCAUUUCAAAACGGCACUGCAGCACCAGUGUCUCCUCUUGAGGAAUCAGCCUUCGAGCUUGCAGCUUACCUUUCCACUCAAUUUGGAAAUCCAGAAUUUGCCGAUUUCGUUCUGCAAUUUCGGUCGCCAGAUUCUGCUCUUGUCUCCGCACCUGUUCACGGUAUUGUCGUUAGGCGAAGCCCAACCAUCGCAGAAGCUAUCCGCCACAGCCCAGCUCCCAGCCACCGUUCUCGCGACGCGCGGCGGUUGAUUGAUGUGCUGGUAUCUGAUCCCUUCGUCACGCGCGACUCGCUUGAAGAGGCUGUCAAGGUCUUGUACGGAGCGCCACUGAUUACGGCACAAAAUUUCUUGUUUGGCCUUGCUCCGUACAUGUAUGAGAGCGACCAAGCUGGCCCAUCGAGUGAUGCUCGACGACGUAUCCAGGAGAUUUUGAGCUACAAGGCUGCUGCCCGAACACUGCAGAUGCCUAGCAUGCAAGCUCGGGGUGUUGACAUUGCACGUAUGCUCCUGCGAUGGGACACUGUUGACCUCGUACUACAAUACGUUUUGCAAGCUGGGCCGAGUCCUCGGUCUCGGGUUGAAGGGCCCGAUGCUGAAGACCCUUUCAUCACCGCGCUGCUCAACUCUGCCAUUGACUUCAUGGCCUAUACUUUCCCAGUCGACUUCCAAUUGUAUACCAUUGCGCCAGAACUCCGCGAUCUCCCACGCCUACCAGCUUUUAUUGAGGCUCGGACGACUUCGCAUAACCCGCGCUUAAGCAAGAUUCGAUUCGGAGAUGCGCCUCCCGAGCAUGAUGUCCAACCGCGUCACGCCACAAGUGUGCUCUCGUCGGUCCUUCUUUCACUGCCCCUUCCUCUUGUAGAUCGUCUACUGAAUCAUCGGGCGACGGCGAAUCAGCUUGGCUGGACUGGCGUUGUUGCCCUCAUGCGGGACGUUGUCAAUGAGCGUGAGAGCCGGCGUCAAAAGGCUGUACAAAACCAGUCAAAGACGGCUGCUCAUGGGCCAGUUCCCAAGGCUUUGUUGAAGAACAUGUAUAUUGAGGAGCAUGUGGAGCAGGUUGAUCCGUCGCCUCUCCAUCCUUCAGGCUACAAGUUGGUUGCAAAGCGUUUGCAUAGUGAAGUCUGA